AAAUCAUAGCAAUCAGCUGCCGCAAGGUUAUGGAAUGCAGCGGCAGGGAGGCUACUUUCAACCCCGUACGCCGGCAUUGCGGCCAAUCAGUGGGCAGCAGCCUCCUCUUCCUGUUUCUCCACCGCCUCCUCUCCCGUCGAAAGGGCCACCUACAUUGUUUCCUGUUCAUAAUGUUUCAUCGCCGAUGACAUCUGCAGCCUAUCAACCGAAUCAUGAGGCCCACCACUCCAUGCCGCCGCCUUAUUUCCAUAGUAAGCCAUUUUCACAUGCUUCUACUGGAUAUGUUAUGGAGUUUCCCAAGGAGGCUCAUGUGUUCCAUCAAACGUUACCGAAGCAGUACGUGGGAGAUGGUCAGCCAUUUCCACAAAAGCGGUCAUCUUUGGAUAAGCCAAAGGUUGUGGAUGCUUUGCACUUAUUUAAGCAGCCACAUCGAGUCACCCGCCCUGAUCAUUUUGUGGUAAUCCUACGAGGGCUUCCAGGUAGCGGAAAGAGCUACUUAGCAAAGCUGCUGCGUGACUUAGAGGUUGAAAAUGGUGGUGGUGCUCCACGAAUUCAUUCCAUGGAUGAUUAUUUUAUGACAGAAGUAGAAAAGGUGGAAGAAAGUGAUGCUUCAAAAUCUUCCAGUUCAUCUAGAGGCAAGAAGCCUGUAGUGAAGAAGGUGAUGGAGUAUUGUUAUGAACCUGAAAUGCAGGAGGCUUAUCGGUCGAGUAUGCUGAAGGCAUUUAAGAAGACCCUCGAGGAUGAUGUUUUCACCUUCGUAAUCGUGGAUGACCGCAAUCUGCGGGUAGCUGAGUUUGCUCAAUUUUGGGCAAUUGCAAAGAGUUCGGGGUAUGAAGUUUAUAUACUAGAAGCACCAUAUAAGGAUCCUGCGGGCUGCGCAGCUAGGAAUGUGCAUGGCUUCACUCAAGAAGACAUACAAAAGAUGGCUGAACAGUGGGAGGAAUCUCCAUCCAUAUACUUGCAAUUGGACGCCAAGUCAUUGUUUCAUGGAGAUGAUCUGAAGGAAAGUGGUAUUCAAGAGGUAGACAUGGAUACAGAAGAUGUAGAUAAUGAUGUAAUAUCCGGAGCGCAAGAGAGAAAGCCGGAGAAGACCAUGAAACCUCCUGCUGAAGACAAUGCGCCUGAUGGUUCUUCAAAGGACGUGAAGAGCUUGGAUGCCGAAGAAGAUCACCCAGGAGUAGAAGUAAAAGAACUAGGAAGGAGUAAAUGGUCAGAAAUUUUAGAUGAAGAUGAUACAGAUAAAACUGAAGAAGUGAAGAGUAAUGCUCUAUCUGGAUUGAUUCAAGCUUAUCGCAAGGAAGUGAAAUCUGUAUGCUGGAGUGACCAGGUUGGCAAUACUGGCUUUUCAAUAACAGCAGCAAAGAAGGCAAAUGUAUCGUCUUUGGUGAUUGGUCCAGGUGCUGGAUACAACUUGAGGUCCAACCCCUUGCCUGAAGAAGAGAACCCAGUUCCACCCCGUAGCACUGCUAAACCAAAGAGGCAGAACGUAUUCCAAGAUCAGCUUCGUGCAGAACACGAAUCCUUCAAAGCUGUUUUUGACAGGAGACGACAUCGAAUUGGUGGGCUAGACCUGGAAGACGAAUAAAUCAUAGGAGCCACAGGAACUUUUCCUGCAAAAUUGUUGUUGGAAUAUUGUUAGAUCGAUAUUUGAAUGAAUGCAAGCAAAUCCAUGUAACAUGUACAACAUUUUCCAAACGUUCAAUGAAAAUCCAUCCUUAUCUACCUUCCAC
Messenger RNA from Fragaria vesca subsp. vesca, 1730 nucleotides. RefSeq lists its product as uncharacterized. The record is from RefSeq and is a predicted model, not a curated record. The transcript has 13 exons. The coding region runs from base 35 to 1585 and encodes 516 amino acids. NCBI's taxonomy places the organism in Eukaryota, Viridiplantae, Streptophyta, Magnoliopsida, Rosales, Rosaceae. Gene Ontology annotation, biological process: regulation of telomere maintenance. Gene Ontology annotation, cellular component: nucleus.